AUCUCUAACGCUCACUUCUUUUCUUCUUCAUUCCAACUCAUCUUUUGCUUUUGGACCUUAAUGUUUUGACUUCUUAAUGAUUUCUGGUGCUGGUGCAAACAAUAAUUCUAGUACAACCUGCAAAUUCCUAAGAGGUGAUUAGAAAAUGCAGUUAUAUCAUCAUCCAUUUGAUUUGGACAGCCAGAAGGUGAGACUUGCAUUGGAGGAAAAAGGCAUUGAUUAUACAUCUUUCCAUGUCAAUCCCAUAACUGGCAAGAACUUGGAUUCUUUAUUCUUCAAGAUGAAUCCCACUGGAAGACUUCCUGUUUUCCAAAAUGGAUCUCACAUCCUUUACAAGACUAUAGAUAUAAUCCAGUACAUAGAAAGAGUUGCUGUUUUCUCAUCAGGGUCUGAGAAUAUCACUACCAGCAGCAGGGAAGUAAUUGAAUGGAUGCAGAAGAUACAAGAGUGGGAUCCUAAGUAUUUUUCCCUUUCACAUAUACCAGAGAAAUACCGGAUUUAUGUUUCCAAGUUCAGAAGGAGGGUUGUGAUUGCUAGAAUGUCUGAGUCUCCUGAAUUAGCAGGUGCAUACCAUAGGAAGUUAAAAGAAGCCUACCGAACAGAAGAAAAGUUGAAAGAGGCAGAUGUUUUGAGUAGGAGCAAGGAGCAUUUGAUUAGGCUGCUUGAUGAAGCAGAGAGACAGCUGAGUGAAACACCUUAUUUAGCAGGUCAAGAGUUUAGCAUGGCUGAUGUGAUGCUCAUUCCGGUGUUGGCUCGUUUAGUACUCUUAGAUUUAGAGCAUGAGUACAUAACUGGCAGGCCAAACAUUGCUGAGUAUUGGGUUUUUGUUCAGCAGAGGCCUAGUUAUAGAAAGGUGAUUGGUAGGUAUUUUGAUGGUUGGAGAAAGCACAAAACAUUGUUGAAAACUUGGUGCUUUGUUCGUAUUAGAAGUUUGCUGAAGAGGUACUAGUGAGGCACAUAUUAUGAAUCAUGGUUGCCUAAGGGAGGUUGAAGAAGUGAAUGUAUGAAAGCUUUUUGUCUGUAUUGUAGAUAAGGAGUUAUAAUAAUUUUUGUUCUUUGUUUUAUUUUUCCUUUUUGGUUUCAACGAUCUCUUUUUUUUAGAGAGAAAAGGGGGGGUUCUUUUUUCUUUCUCCCUCAUCAAAUGGCGAUGCUAGAUCCAAAGUUUGGACUUGUUCCAGGAUGACAAGGAAGGGAAAUAUAAGGAAGGAUGCAUGUUAGUGGUUAGUCGCCAAAAAAUCUUUGGACUUAGCACUAGAACAAUUCACCCUUGCCAUCUUCCUUCAUUGUCGAGAGAAAAGAGGCAAUUUUAUGUUUCUUCAAUCAAUUUGCAAUUUCUGUGCAAUGUUAUGUACUGCUAUUUGAACAAUUUCUUCCUUUGAGGACUGCUCCUUGUUAUGUAUACAUUAAUUUUGGCAUUUGUAAAUGCA
Molecule: messenger RNA, 1427 nt
Organism: Abrus precatorius (Indian licorice)
Lineage: Eukaryota; Viridiplantae; Streptophyta; Magnoliopsida; Fabales; Fabaceae
Product: glutathione S-transferase TCHQD
Exons: 3
Coding region: 146-949 (267 amino acids)
Molecular function (GO): glutathione transferase activity
Source: RefSeq, a predicted model, not a curated record